CUGCAGCUGACAAUUGAUGAGUAUAAAGCGUCCAGUCAAGCAGUAAAACAAUACGCCUAUCAGAUGAGUGAAAUGUUGCUGGUGCAUAUCGACAGUAAGCGCACGUACAGUGACAAGGAGUUUCGAGAAGCACAGCAGGCACAUCAAGAAAACAUCCAGACAAAACUAUUAAAACUACACAAGGAGAUUGUAACAAUCAUGCGUCAGACAUAUCUGGUCUUUAAGAGUGACGGAUCUGAGGUGCAGCAUUAUUGGUUGAAUUAUGCCAAAAAAGUUGAUCGAACAGUGGAAGAAGCCUUCAGACUGAAUAUUAAACGAUCAUUGCUGGAGCUGUCCAAGGCCAUCAAUGGGGAUGCCAAAUCCACACCCAAUGCUCUCUUCAGGGUCAUGGUGACUCUUCUGGAUGACACUUCAGGUGGCCCACCACAGGUGGAGUUUUCACCCACUCUCGCCAGCCUUGCAAGCACUGUCAACAGUGUCAGUUUUCAGAUUAAGAACACCCUUUCCAUCUUCAAACGUAUCCCAGAGCUACUGACCAGGAGGAAAUCUACUCUGAUUCCUGUUUUCCAAAAUAUUGAGAAUGAUGAUGAAAUUAGGAAGAUCCAAGGUAUGAUCAAUUCGGGCAUGGCGACCAAUGCUACAAAUCUUCAGAACUAUCUGAAAACCUGGGACACCUAUCGUGAGAUCUGGGAGAUCAACAAAGAUUCCUUCAUCCGCCGUUACAAGCGCCUCAAUCCAGCGGUGUCAUCCUUUGAUGCAGAUAUUGCCCGCUACACAGAAGUGGCCAACAAUGUCCAGAAGGAGGAGACCAUUGUGCAGAUUCAGUUUGUCCUUCUUGAUUGCUCUCCGUUAAAAUUCUCCCUCGUUCAGCACUGCAACGAGUGGCAAAAUAAAUUCACCACACUGCUGAGUGAGAUGGCAAGCCAGAUGCUGCUGGAUUUCUGUCAGUUCCUUGAAGAAAAUGGCAACAAAGUAAGCCAUACUCCUCAGAACUUGGAAGAACUGACCAGUGGGAUCCAGCACCUGGAGUACCUUCAGAACGAACUCCCAAAGACAGAGGCACGCAUCAGCCCCAUUCAUGAGCAGUUCAACAUCCUGGAGAAAUACGAGUUCCAAAUCGAAGAAGCAGUCCAGCGGAGGCUGGAGUCAAUGAAUGGUGAAUGGCUCAACUACCAACAGGUGAUCAGUGACAGUGAGGCCAUGCUGAAGAGGCAAAAGGAGAAGUUCAGAAGUGGCCUCAUCCACUCUGCGGAAGAGCUGAAGAAGAAGACUCAUAAUGCCAUUGAAGAUUUUAACAUGAGAGGGCCCUUCAGCAGUUCAAUAAACACGGAUAGUGCCCUGAGCAUGAUCAGCGAACUACGAAAUAAUCUCAACCUCCUCAAGCAAGAGGAAGAAAGCAUUCGCAAUGGCCUCAAUGUCUUCAAGAUUGAUCAACCCUUGUCCAAAGAGCUGCAAAAUCUGGAGAAGGAUCUGGAUUUCCUGCAGCAAGCCUGGGAGGUCACCAAACAAUGGGAGGAAUCUUGGGUAGAGUGGAAAGGAGGGAAGUUCAGCUCUCUGCAGACACAGAUUAUGGAGAACACCGCUAUGGGAUAUUUCAGGAAACUGAACAAGCUCAGCCAGAUUCUCAAGGAUAAGAACUGGGACAUUGUAACUGCAUCAAAGAACAAGGUUCAGCAGUUUAAGAAGACAAUGCCACUGAUUACAGACUUGAGAAAUCCAGCCAUGCGCGACAGACACUGGAACAGCAUUAAGGAUGAGGUGCAGAAAAUAUUUGACCAUACUAGUGAUGAUUUCACCCUGGAGAAAAUCAUUGAGCUGGGCUUGGAGCAACACGCUGAUGCAAUCAACAGCAUCUCAUCUGCAGCUACGAAAGAGCUCUCCAUCGAAAUGGCUUUGGAAGGAAUAAAGAAAACCUGGGAAGUUACAGUUCUUGAUCUCAUGCCUUACAAGGACAAAGGGCAUUAUAAACUCAGGGGAACCGAUGAAAUCUUUCAGGUCUUGGAGGAAAACCAGCUGACAUUGUCGACCAUGAAAGCUUCUCCCUAUUUGAGGGCAUUUGACAAACAAGUGGAUUAUUGGGAACGGUGCCUCUCUCUGAUUCUUGAGGUGAUCGAAAUGAUCCUGACUGUACAGAGGCAGUGGCUGUACCUGGAGAAUAUUUUCCUUGGGGAGGACAUUAGAAAACAGCUUCCUCGGGAGUCAGCGGAGUUUGAGAACAUUGACGUACAGUGGAAGGUCAUAAUGCAUCGUCUGAUCCAGGAACCCAAUGCUCUUCGAGGAACCCAUCAUCCAGGUCUGCUGGACUCAUUGAAUGGUAUGAAUGCAAAACUGGAAGAGAUUGAGAAGUCGCUGGACAUGUACCUGGAAACCAAACGCCAAAUCUUUCCACGUUUCUACUUCCUGUCCAAUGAUGACCUGCUGGAGAUCUUGGGCCAGUCCCGUAACCCGCCAGCGGUGCAACCCCACAUGAAGAAAUGCUUUGACAACAUCAAAAGCCUCAAAAUGCAAAAGGUUGGAACCACCGCCAAAAUGGAAGCUGCCGGAAUGUUUGCUGCUGAUGGGGAGUACGUGGAGUUCAAACAUCCCACCCUGCUCGAGGGUCCUGUCGAGGCCUGGCUCUGUGAUGUGGAACGCACCAUGCGCUUUACUCUCAAAGACCUGCUGAAAGACUGCCGCUUGGCUCUGAAGAAAAUGCUCACAAAGCGGGAUAAAUGGGUGAAGGAUUGGCCUGGUCAGAUGCUCAUCACUGCAAGCCAGAUUCAGUGGACCACUGAUGUGACCAAGGCUCUGGUGACAGCCAAGGAACAAGGGGAGAAGAAACCUGUCCGUGUUAUUAAAAGGAAGCAGGUGAGCAUGCUACGCAAGUAUUCCGAAGCUAUCCGUGGAAAUCUGACUAAGAUCAUGCGCCUGAAGAUCGUGGCUUUGGUGACAGUGGAAGUUCAUGCAAGAGAUGUCAUCGACAAACUGUACAAGCUGGGGUGUAUGGACGUGACUUCGUUUGAUUGGCUCAGUCAACUUCGCCUUUACUGGGACAAGGAUGUAGAUGACUGCAUCAUCCGCCAAACCAACACCCAUUUCCAGUAUGGGUACGAAUACCUGGGCAACUCAGGCCGAUUGGUGAUCACUCCACUCACCGAUAGGUGCUACAUGACACUGACCACUGCUCUCCACCUGCACCGUGGUGGGUCACCCAAAGGACCAGCAGGAACAGGGAAGACAGAGAGUGUGAAAGACCUGGGAAAGGCCCUGGGCAUGUAUGUGAUAGUGGUAAACUGCUCAGAAGGCUUGGACUACAAAUCGAUGGGCCGAAUGUACUCUGGCUUGGCACAGACUGGAGCCUGGGGUUGCUUUGACGAGUUCAACCGCAUCAAUAUUGAGGUGUUGUCUGUGGUAGCCCAGCAAAUCCUCUCUAUUCUGUCGGCCCUUUCUGCGAACCUGACACGCUUUGUCUUUGAGGGCCGUGAGAUUAACCUGGUCUGGUCCUGUGGCAUCUUCAUCACCAUGAAUCCAGGGUAUGCUGGUCGUACAGAGCUGCCAGACAACCUCAAGUCAAUGUUCAGGCCCAUCUCCAUGGUGGUUCCUGACUCAACACUAAUCGCUGAGAUCAUCCUGUUUGCAGAGGGAUUCAACAACUGUAAGGCCCUUGCUAAGAAAGUCUACACCCUUUACUCACUGGCCGUGCAGCAGCUGUCCAAGCAGGAUCACUACGACUUUGGCCUAAGAGCUCUCACCUCUCUGCUCCGCUACGCUGGCAAGAAGCGGCGAGACAAGCCUCAGCUCUCUGAUGAGGAGGUCCUCCUGCUGUCCAUGAAGGAUAUGAAUAUAGCCAAACUGACCUCGAUCGACCUACCGCUGUUUGCUGCUAUUGUGCAGGACCUGUUCCCAGGAGUGGAAACUCCAGUCUUGGAUUAUGGAAAGCUUAAGGAAGCAAUUGAAGCCGAGAUAAUUGAAAUGGGCAACGUGGUAACGGAGUUCACAAUGGCCAAAGUGAUUCAGCUGCAUGAGACCAAGAGCUCCCGCCAUUCUGUCAUGAUUGUGGGAAAAACGGGCAGUGGCAAGACCGUGGUAUGGCGGACGUUACAAGGGGCCCUGUCAGCCCUCCACAAGAGCGGAGACCCCAACUACAAUUUUGUCAAGGAGUACCCUCUGAACCCAAAAGCAGUGUCGCUGGGUGAGCUGUAUGGCGAGUACGAUCUGUCGACAAAUGAAUGGACUGAUGGAGUGCUCUCCAGCCUCAUGAGGAAUGCCUGUGCAGAUGAGAAACCAGACGAGAAGUGGAUCCUGUUUGACGGACCUGUGGAUACACUCUGGAUUGAGAGCAUGAACUCCGUCAUGGACGACAAUAAGGUGCUGACACUGAUCAAUGGAGAGCGGAUAUCUAUGCCAGACCAGGUAAGUGUCCCUGUGUUUCUGCUGCCUGUAACGUGA
Messenger RNA from Chiloscyllium plagiosum (whitespotted bambooshark), 4428 nucleotides. The record is from RefSeq and is a predicted model, not a curated record. NCBI's taxonomy places the organism in Eukaryota, Metazoa, Chordata, Chondrichthyes, Orectolobiformes, Hemiscylliidae.